Molecule: messenger RNA, 873 nt
Organism: Cajanus cajan (pigeon pea)
Lineage: Eukaryota; Viridiplantae; Streptophyta; Magnoliopsida; Fabales; Fabaceae
Source: RefSeq, a predicted model, not a curated record
AUGUCAACAGGGGUCUGGUGGCAAGGUGCUUUACAGAGAAUGUUUGUUGUAGGUACCCAUGUGAACUUGGAGAAUUUCAAGCAUUUAUUCAUGGAGAAAUACUUUCCACGAGAUGUGAGGCAUAGGAAGCAAGUGGAAUUCCUUGAGUUGAAGCAAGAAGAGGAUUCUGUGGCUGAGUGUGUGACUAAGUUUAAAGACCUUGUUAGAUUCUGUCCCAUGUAUGAUGGUGUGGGUAAUGAAGAGGACAAGUGUGUGAAGUUUGUGAGUGGUCUUCACCUUGAGAUCAAACAAGUUUUCAAUUAUCAAGGGAUCACUCAAUUUCAUGAACUGGUAAACAAGUGUCAUGUCUAUCAUGAGGACAACUGUGCUAGAGUAACUCAUUAUAAAAGUGAAGGACCCAUGAAGAAUCAUAAUAAGUUUGGUUCAUCUAGUAAGGGUAAACCUUACACCAAGUUUGUUGGGGAUUCGAGUUCUAAAGUGAAUAACCAAGGUUUUGUGCAACAAAAGAGCCAAGCUCCAAUAGCUAGCCAAACUUAUAGAGGAGGGAGUGUGGGUUGUAUUCCACGCAAUAACUGCUUCAACUGUGGGAAGCCAGGUCAUAGGGCAUAUGAGUGUCGGGUGCCAAGAGUAUUAACAUGUUUCAAUUGUCAAGAGAAAGGACAAAAAGCCCCUGAAUGCCCCAAGAACAAGAAAGGCAUAACAGAAUUUGGAGGGAGCGCUAGCAAACUUAAGGUAACAGGAAGGGUGUUUGCCUUGAGUGGUGCUGAAGCUACUCAGUCCAAAGACUUAAUCCAGGAUGUCUUCUAUGAUAUUUCUAGCUUACCACCUAAAAGAGAAGUAGAGUUUUCCAUAGACUUAGUACCAGGAACAUGA